This is a messenger RNA of Rhododendron vialii, 931 nucleotides long. RefSeq lists its product as uncharacterized. NCBI's taxonomy places the organism in Eukaryota, Viridiplantae, Streptophyta, Magnoliopsida, Ericales, Ericaceae. The transcript has 7 exons. The record is from RefSeq and is a predicted model, not a curated record. Bases 83 to 670 code for a protein of 195 amino acids.
CAAAGCCCGGAUAAAGCACACCCCCAGGAAGAGAGACGGACACAAUCGCACAAGAACAGAGAGAGGAGGAGACGAGGAUACGAUGUCGUUCCAUUCCUUGUCAUCUCCGCGGUAUGCGUCUUUUUUCUCCAAACCCUUUCAUGGCAUCAAACUACCCAGCUCUCGCAUCAGAGCUUCUUCUGACGUUCCCGACUUUCUUUCCGCCGAUUGGCUUGAAUCUCGCAGGAAGAGACCUUUUGGCCCAAGAUUGAAAUUUAGUGCAGAAGAAGCCAUCCGACACCAGCUUGAUGCAUUGAUGUUCAAUGAUCAACCUUGUCAAGAUCAUGGAAUUGAAGUCAUGUACAGGUUUGCCGGAUUUGAUCCUUUUGAAAGGUCUACGUAUUUUGGUCCCUACUUUGACUUGGGACAAUUUGAGAGAUUCAGGCGGAUUUUCCACCACUCGACCUAUCGAGUGUUACUUGGCCACAAGGAAAGGAAGAUCUUGAGCAGUUUGAUGGUGAAGGAGGAUCAAUACAAGCAGCGGGUUUGGGUAAGAGGAGCUCGCCCUGAGGAGGAGGAAGUAUUUCAAUUUACCAUGGCACAGAGAGUUGGUGGUUCAUGGGAUGGUUAUUGGCUGACGGAGUCUCUACUUCAUGACGGUGAUAGUUUUUCUCGCGGCGUGGCUUACUAAACAGUCAGUCAGGUCUUGAUAUGGUGGGCCUUGGAGAAUUACUGAUUGUUUCUUGUUGAAGCAUCGACAUUGCCUGUCCGAUACCUCCAGAUUCUGUAUAUAUGCAACCAAAGUAAUGCAAUGGUUGUUCUGUUCAUAUUUCUGAGAGUAGUUGAUGUAUGUUUAUAAGAACUGGUAUAUUCGAUUCUUAACGCUUAAAACCUUGUACUUAUCUUUUUUGUGUUAUUUUGAAAUUUAUGGACAUCUUUGUAAUUCGGUUAA